AAAAUGUCAGGUUUAAGUCCAGGUCUUAUAUCUCCAGAUAGACCUGUUCGGGUUAGAGAUCAAAGUAGAACGGGACUACCAAUGCUCCGGAGUAGGGACCAGAGUAGAACGGGACUGCUCCGGAGUAGGGGUCAAAGUGAGGAUCAGAGUAGGACGGGAUUACCAGUUUUCCGUGGACGAGAUGUUGUAAAAUCAAAGAUCCAGAACUUUGGACCUUCUCCUCCUUCUCCUCCUCCUAGCAGAAGAAGAGAGAAAUCACUGACCAAUCAGAGAUGGAGUAAACCUGAACCUGAACCUUCUCCAUCCAAUCCUUCUCCAAGAUGGAACUGUAAAUCUGAACCAGAACUUUACCUAUCCAACCCUUCUCCAAGAUGGAGUAAACCUGAACCAGAACCUUCUCCAUCCAACUCUUCUCCAAGAUGUAGUAAACCUGAACCAGAACCUUCCCCAUCCAACCCUUCUCCAAGAUGGAGUAAACCUGAACCAGAACCUUCUCCAUCGAACCCUUCUCCAAGAUGGAGCUGUAAACCUGAACCUGAACCUUUUCUAUCCAACCCUUCUUCAAGAUGGAGUAAACCUGAACCAGAACCUUCUCCAUCCAACCCUUCUCCAAAAUGGAGCUGUAAACCUGAACCUGAACCUUCUCCAUUCAACCCUUCUCCAAGAUGGAGUAAACCUGAACCAGAACCUUCUCCGUCCAACCCUUCUCCAAGAAGGAGUAACCCUGAACCUGAACCAUCUCCAUACAGAGCUAAAAACAGGAGUAGGUCUACCUCAAAUUUGCCAUUUCGUCGUAACAUGAAACCAAUUGGUGUCGAUGAACAAUAUGUCGAAGAGGAGAAGAAUGGGUACAGUCUACCCUGCCACCCAGAGAACUUAAACCCUUCCGACCUUGCCAGGACGGAUUCUACUUCCUCUCUAGCAGUUAAUUAUAACAGUUAUAACACCCAAUCUCAGAGUAGGAGAAUAUCUUGUGAUAAAAGUGACUCAGCUCAAAGUGACAUUAGCUCCGGUUCUAGAUCUACCUCUAAGAGCAGAAUCCCCGUCAAAGUUAGGGGUAAAUCACGGGAGCAAAGGUUAUCCUUUUCCCGUAGCCAAGAGGAUUUAUUAAACCUUAAGAAAUCCUUGAACAAAUCCUCGAAUAUGUAUCUGAAAUCCGCAAAAUCUCCUCAAAGCAGGAAGCAAUCACAAGUUUUGGUGUCAGAUGUACAAAAUCAUAAUAUACAGGAGCAAGCUAAGGAGGAACAGGGGCCUAAUGUACAGAAACAAAGUGUACUUACAUCAAGUGAACAGAAAAAAAAUAAACUCCCAUCAAGCGUACUGCAAUUAAAUGUACAGGAACACAGUGUAUUGCAAUCAAGUGUACAGGAACAAAGUGUACAGGAACACAGUGUACAUCCAUCAAGUGUACUGGAACAAAGUGAACUUCCAUCAAGUGUACAGGAACAAAGUGAACUUCCAUCAAGUGUACAGGAACAAAGUGAACUUCCAUCAAGUGUACAGGAACAAAGUGUACUUCCAUCAAGUGCACAGGAACAAAGUGAACUUCCAUCAAGUGUACAGGAACAAAGUGUACUUUCAUCAAGUGCACAGGAACAAAGUGAACUUCCAUCAAGUGUACUGGAACAAAGUGAACUUCCAUCAAGUGUACAGGAACAAAGUGAACUUCCAUCAAGUGUACAGAAACAAAGUGAACUUCCAUCAAGUGUACAAGAACAAAUUGUACAUCCAUUAUGUGAACAGGAACAAAUUAAACUUCCAUCAAGUGUACAGGAACAAAGUAUACUUCAACCAUGUGUACAGGAACAAGUUCAGAACCAGAAUGUACAGCAACUAAAUGUACAACCACUAAGAGGACAGCAAUCUGUCCAAUCUGUCCAAUCUGUACAAUCUGUAAACGAAAAUGAAAAAUUGACAAUACUAGAUGAUUUCAACUAUUCUGCUUAUACUAAUGUAAAAAUAAGAUAUGAGAAGUACUCAAGCAUUUAUGAAAAUGUUCAGGGACAAAUCGAAGAUAAAUGUUUUGUAGAACAGGGAUGUAAUACAGAUGAUACAAAGAAAAUUGAUGAACUAAUGAACGAGAAAAUUACAGAAAAUAAGUUUCAUAAAGAAAAUACAGACGAUAGCGAAUUUUUCUACGAGAAAGUUAGUGAGAAUAAAUCCGGGAAAAUGUGGGAAACUGAAUCGGAGAAAAUACGGGGAAAUGAAUCUGAGAAAAUGCGGGAAACUGAAUCGGAGAAAAUACGGGGAAAUGAAUCCGAGAAAAUGUGGGAAAUUGAAUCGGAGAAAAUACAGGAAAAUGAAUCUGAGAAAAUCCGGGAAACUGAAUCGGAGAAGAUGACUGACAUCGAGGCGGAAAACGCCGGUCCUUCAACGCAGAAUGAAAAAGUAAACAAAGCCGGAGAAUGUUGGACUCCUGCCAAAUGUUUUCAAUUAAAUAUCAGAGAUACCGAGGGGCCAGGAGUAGGGGGGACACCAAACAAUCUUAGAUUAAAAAUACAGGAGAAAGAUACGUCAGUUUUAAACCUACCCCUGAGUAAGGAUGAAUGGGGAUUAGAACCUAUUUAUGAAGGAUUGGACAUCAAUCAUACUGCAAGAGAAUGUGAUAUCCCGGAGCCUCCUUCAAGGAGUCGGAGUAGGAGACUCGGGCUCAGUCCUUACUUUGCCAGGAGAGAAGGAGGUCUAGGGGCUAAACAAAAGGAGAAAAGGUAAACUCUGAAAAAGGGGA
This is a messenger RNA of Eurytemora carolleeae, 2728 nucleotides long. RefSeq names its product chromosome alignment-maintaining phosphoprotein 1. The record is from RefSeq and is a predicted model, not a curated record. The coding region runs from base 4 to 2712 and encodes 902 amino acids. The transcript has 7 exons. NCBI's taxonomy places the organism in Eukaryota, Metazoa, Arthropoda, Copepoda, Calanoida, Temoridae.